Molecule: messenger RNA, 1650 nt
Organism: Eremothecium gossypii ATCC 10895
Lineage: Eukaryota; Fungi; Ascomycota; Saccharomycetes; Saccharomycetales; Saccharomycetaceae
Gene: GIS4
Product: Gis4p
Exons: 1
Coding region: 1-1650 (549 amino acids)
Source: RefSeq, marked provisional
AUGUUGCAAGAUUACCAUGGACUAUGGAGCUGGUACUUAGGGAACUUGCGCAAGGGGCGCUUUGAGCAACUGGUGGGAGAUGAGGCACGCUAUUCGCAGCUGAAAGCUUUCUUGAGAGACUGUUUCGCACAUAGCACGGGACAAGAACGCCGUCUCCAACUGCUAUCAUUUCCCGCUAGCGUGCCCUGCGAUUAUAAGAUUCUGGAAGAGUUCAUACGGCAACAAGGAAACAUUUCCGUUGCGAUACCACGGGUUCACGCUACGGGAACUGAAAAGCACUACCUAGUCGAUGGAAACUACAUGGUCCAUGCACUUGAAGGUUGCAACCUCGCCCUGACGGAAAAUGAGCCCUUCUACACUGAUAGCAUGAGCAUUGAAGAGCGUUCCGAAAUUGUUUCAGGAAUGUCCCUAGUGUUCGACUUUAAACCGCGUUUCGAACAUUCGACCAGCAAUCCGGUUCACAGUAUGCGGUCCUCCAGUAGUGAGAUGCACAGUGGGUCCGUACGAGAUGCUGCUUUUUCAGGUUUGGAUGAUAUGUCCAUUAGGAGCAAUGAGUCGUGUGAGUCCUUCAGUGGCCAAGAAUUAGUUCGAGUCCUCACACAUGAAGGUGACAGCCAAGAAUACCAAUGCGAUAGCACUGAGACUCGUAUCUUCCGAGAAUCAUAUUCCGACAUCAGUAGCCUCUCUCAAUUCUCCAAUCAUUCCGUAUUUCCUAGCCUUUCAAUAACAAAUGAUUUCUCUAAAUUUAGAGUAGUGCUACAAUCCAUUUUGGUAUAUGACUGCGAAAAAGACCGGAUAAACACUGCUGUGAGGCAAUAUAACAAUAAUCCAAAUAUAGCCAACUGCAGUGAUGAUUGGCUCUUGUAUGAUAACAAAUUCUCCCUUGAUAACCUCCGGAUUUUAUCCUUUGUUGAUCUCAUGGAACUGAAUCGCGCUCACCCAAAGAUGCUCUUCUAUUCGGUGGCCGAGAUUUUUAAUAGCUCACCCAGAUGCAGCGCAGCAGGUUGCUGUGCCCAAGUACACCAUUCUCAACCGCAGCUAUUGCAACGUAAUAGCUUUUCAGCGUCAACCUUAUCUAGACAUUCCCUACGACUUCUCCCCACAGUUACAUCAGCAAAUACCAUUGAACGCCAUGUACGCACGGACGUCGCCGAUAAAGGAAAGAUUCCAAACUCGCCAGCUUUUUGCUGGCAGAAAAGCGUGGAUUACACCGAGUAUUACCAGGAUCAGCUUUUCACGCGGGAACUUGGACUUGCUCAUAACCCCUCGUAUAGCUCCAGAAGUUCAAAUUCAGAACAGCCCAGUGAACGCCUCUUACCCACUGAUAGCAAAGCGGUGAAUCCAAUUCAGCUCUCGCGCCAUGUGACACCUGUGAUUUUCUCAUCUAUCCAAGCUUCCGCUGAUGUUGACUUUGAAAUGCGGGCUUCCGUUGCUACCAAAGCAUCAUCGCGGAGCGGUUUAGAUAAGAUCAGUACUCGUGGAUCUUUCAGCACUGCAAGACAGAUCAACACUGAUACCCUACCCACUUUGCUGCACUCAAUCAGCCACAGGAAGUAUGGGUUAUCUAAGCCUCAAAUUGGAAAGACAUUAAAACACAAGUGGCAGAGGUGGUCCAGUAGCCAGGGUCAUAUGACAUGCCUAAUUAUGUAG